Aspergillus novofumigatus IBT 16806 is the source of this 4471-nucleotide messenger RNA. RefSeq lists its product as uncharacterized. Bases 484 to 3996 code for a protein of 1170 amino acids. Gene Ontology annotation, cellular component: plasma membrane. The transcript is spliced from 2 exons. The record is from RefSeq and is a predicted model, not a curated record. Gene Ontology annotation, biological process: protein localization to plasma membrane. Lineage: Eukaryota; Fungi; Ascomycota; Eurotiomycetes; Eurotiales; Aspergillaceae.
CGCUACUGUACCUCUCAAAAGUAACCUGGAAAAACACCAAGUAACAAUCUCACUCCUCCUGCGUCAUUCCGCAACACUCGGAUCUCACACUCCUCUCAUCAUAUCUUGUGCAGACCGACACCUAGGCACAAGCAAAAUUCUUGAACUACACUCCGAUGGAUUAACCCCGCGCUUGGUGUUUAUACCGACCGAAUCUCCUUUCUCUCUUCUCCGGCUCUUCUGCCAAACUUCACACUGGUUUCUGUAGGCUUGUGCGGAGAGCAGUGCAGUGACCUCGUCCCUCCCUGAUCGGCCGACUUGCAUACCCAUGACAUAAAAGCGGGCACGUUACUUAUCCAGCUCUAUUUGGAAGAUUAAUCUCUAGGUAGUGGCCACCGUUUUCACCCCUCCAGAUCGCGUACGGCGUUGUUGACAACCGGUCAUCCGGCCCCUCGUAUUGUCAUACAAGUACCUCAUAAUUCAACCUUGCAGCCAUCACUUUCAAUGGAGAGCGUGCGCCAAUCAUGUCGGCCUAAACACCAGGUCUUGGUCCUUAAAUGCUACCCACAAUACCAGAAAGGAGUCCAGGAUGUGAAACCAAAUUCCAGUGAACUCUCUUAUCUACUCUACUAUGUGAGCACGCGCCGGAGCAAGCUGACCAAGGUCGGCGCCUUUCUGGAGAAAAGGGCAGCUCGGGAUGUCUGGCGUAACAGGUUAGGGAAUGUACAGGUAACACUUCAGAUCCUCACGGCGCUCAUCGAGAAAGUCCCCCGCGAUCUUCCUAUCUAUGCCAGAUCGGUGAUGACCGUCCUUGAAACCGUCCUACGCUCCGGAGAUCUUUCCAUGGUUGAAGAGUCGAUAUCAACGUUCGAGACGUUCUGUCGGCAUCAGGAUAUGGCCGCGCUAUCUGCUGAACAGGAUUUCGCCAGUCAAUACCGGGAAGUCGUGCGGACAUAUGCAGAUUUCGCAGACCAGACCAAAUCCGUUUCUCAACUGAAGACUGCAUCGAGCGGCCCGAUGGUAAUACGUUGGAGGACAGCGGGAUUGCGAGCGAUCAAAGGUGUGGUUAGUUCCGAAGCAGGUCUCGCGGCGGACGGCGGAGAUUCACUGAGAAUCCUUCUCCCGGUCAUUCUGGAUUGUCUUUACAAUGGUGACGAUAGCCUGUUGGUGUCCCUCGAGCUCAGACUGCACGAGUCGGAGAAGAAUGAGCCGGCGCUUGGUCGACGACGGAGGGUUAGUACCGCAACCGUGCAGACAGUUGACGCAAUGGAUGGAGAUCCUGCAUUGGCGUCACGGUCUGCGGCCGACGUUGACAGGCAGGCGGAAAUGGACAUGCGUUUGCUUGCUCUCCGAUGCUUGGAACGCAUAGUCGUGACGGGGAGUAGCCGUGGUCAGAUUCGCGUCACUACGAAAGUGGUGCUGCAAUUCAUCCUGGGCAACGGCCCAUUAUCCGAAGAUGGCAAACCUAUGCAUAUUGAUUCGACGGGCGGCUGGGCUACGUCUCUAGUGGAACUCAUCGCCAAGUGGUGUCCCGUUCAAGUCCGUUUCAUCAUUUUGGUUUCGGCAAUGGAGAUGUUGCUCGAGGACCAGCCCACAGAAGACACCCUGCAACGCUCGCACGCCCUGAUAUACUUGAUCGACUGGUUGCUCAAAUCCCCUGUAAACAUGAUGGGUCUUAGUGUUAUUGACAUUCUGCUGGGCCUGAUGCAAUUCAUGUCGACCCUGUUAUCGCGCCCAGCCAGCGCGAGGUCUGCGGAACAAGGACUGGGCGAGAAGUUGAACGAUCACGACGUUGUCAUUUCCCCUGAGAGAUUGGAGAUGCUUGCGCUACUUAAGAGGACUAUUGGAGAUCUCGCGACACAUAUUUACUACGGUGAUCAGGUUGUCGAUAUGGUCAGGACGAUCCUGACUCGCGUGAAGCCAUCCAUCGACAAUAAACUCUUACCUGCCACGGCCUUACCGAACCAGUCAGACAAUGCAGAGGGUAGUACUAAUUCAGCUGGGUUUCCUGGAGAGAUGAAUGCGGCGGCCUUCUCGCUGCCUAUUGCAAAAGUGACAGCGCUUAGAGCAAUCAAAGAUAUUCUCUCGGUAGCCAAUUCGAACAGACACACAGCCGCUGGAGUGGAGACUAGGAACCCUGUGGGCAUACAUGCCUGGGAAGGAACGCAGUGGCUUUUGCGUGAAUCCGACAGGGAUACUCGCCACGCGUAUAUCGAUGCCUUCCUCACAUGGUUGUCGUUGGAAACUACGCAAGAUGAUAUCAGGGCUACAUCCGGGCCAGUGAAGGGAACAGGCACUCUCCCAAGACGUGAAUCGCCGGAAGUCACUGAGAAGGUUGACAAGCGACCCUUGAACGUGAGUCAGAGAGAGAAAGUCAUCAUAGCGGCUCAGUUGAACUUCCUCCGACUGUUCCACUUGACCAUAUACGAUAUUGCGCUCGACUGCCCUACAGACGAAUCCGAGAUUCUGCUACUUCAUCUCCUUCUCACAAGCCUUGUGGAACGACUCGGAGUCAAUGCCGUCAGAUUUGGGCUUCCCAUGGUCCUGAAGCUUCAAGAGGAUUUAGCAUCUGUGCAGUCCUUGCGUUCUCCAACUGCCAAGGUCAACAUCGGAAGCUUGGUCCAUGGAUAUCUGUGGGCAAUGUGCGAGAAGUUUGAGUUGGAAAGCUAUAGAGUUGGCAACGAAAUUAGGAUAGAGAUUGACAGACGGAAAAAAAAUGGCCUUUGGCUCGACAGAGUGCGUAUGCCUGCCAUUCGUAUCGACGAUAUCAUCAAAUCGCGUGAGAAGUCUCCGCGCAACGACGAUAUCAUGGCGCAAAGCGAGUUUAUCCCUUUCAAGGCAGGUAUUGAGGAACUUGUCAACCGAAUUGAGGAGGUUUAUAAUUCCUCCAUGACCUCGCCCGCUCACAGCCCUCCGGCAUCACCCGGACACAGCUAUGCUCUUCCCGUCCUGGGACAUGGAGCCGCGACUGCUAAUUCUCUCAAGUGCAAUUUACCGUCAUCUAUCAAAGAGCAAAUGCUUUCACCAUGGUCCAGAGAGGCUUGUCUAGCGGCCGCUGAGAAGGAGAAGGCAGAGGCUAUGUCUAUCAACGGAUCAAAACACGGUACACUAGGGUUGCGUAAUUACCCCACCUUAAAUGGCGCCGGUAAUAGCUCUCAUUCAAUCGCUACCUCCGCGCAUCAGAGCGCCUUCGGUGCUGCAGCAGGUCUGCAACAUCUCCGGCGCACGAGCAUACCUGACUCGCAAGGUACACCUGUCAACGGCUCGGGCAGAGAGUCGCCAGUGCGCGUCAACGAACUGAGACGGGUUCUUUCUGUGAAUGUGGAGGGUAAUGCUCGCCGGUUGAGCCCACUGCGCGGGCGGCUGGAUGCUUCGAAUGGCAGUAUUGUCUCCUCGAGUAGUGAGAGCAUGGUCAGUGGCUUUUCGUUGUCUGAAUAUGAUGCGGAUGGCAACUCAAUCAGACCACAGUCCAUUCGGGAUGGUCGAUUGUCCGCCAACGGAGACGGCAUGGAAACACCUAAAGCCUCUUCUAUUGGUGUGAACGGCGGCCAGUCUCGGCAGUCUUCAUUGUCGUACAACUUGCGGUCUGAUGAUAUCCCUCCGGUGCCGCCGAUCCCGCCAUCUAUAAGCCUGCCCGGAGGGUUUCCGAACGAUUCUCAGCGUCCAUUGGCAAAUGGCGAGCGACCCUCGACCGCUCCCGGGCCCCGUCAGGUUUUCACCAACGGGAACCAAGGGACGUUCUCUGCGGAUAACGAGAGGACCCUGAGCAGACACAAGAGCCGUUCCAGCACUGGUCUUGCGGCCGCAGCUAAUUCUGACAAAGCUUCAUACGUGACUGACGGAGGUCCUCCCGACGCUGCCUUGCGUCGUGACGUGCAGAACCUCAUUAACGGAUUUCUAUCGCCGAUGGAUGCCGAGUCGAGGCGCAGCGGUACCAAAGCCUCUGGCCGCAGGGCCAGCAGCACGCACGCUGGCAGAAGGAGGGCGACUGGAGGGAUUGGACGUCCUCCUUAUUAGGCCUCCUAGUUCAUUCAACAUGAUGACUAUCAAUCUUCCUGCACAACCCUUCUACUUCUUCUCUUCGCGUUCGGGCCCCUCGGCAGGCCCCAUCCCCCCAUCUACUAUGCCGACUAGCAUGCAUAUAAUCUUAUACCUUUCUCUGAUUCUCAAAACUCCAUUGCCGUAACACUUCCUUUGUCCAAAAAAUUUUCUUUCCUCACCUUUUAUUAAUCUACUAGGCGACUUGUCUUGUCUAUAUUGGCUCCGUUAUGGCACAUUCGUGUAUCAUGUAUCGAUAUCUGCUCAUAGAGUUUGCUGGCUUCGAGUACCCCCGUUCCUUUUCUCUUCUCCUUGUUCUUUCAGCGCCGGAUCACAGAACAUACCAUGGUUGGGUAACUCAGCCGCCCCAGUUAUUGUCUCAUGUGAAUAGGCGGGAAUGGCAUUUUGUGUGUAUGUAGAUUUAUCGGGAAAUAUAUAUAUUUGCAAGUCUUGA